Messenger RNA from Mercenaria mercenaria, 4486 nucleotides. RefSeq lists its product as uncharacterized. Lineage: Eukaryota; Metazoa; Mollusca; Bivalvia; Venerida; Veneridae. The coding region runs from base 459 to 971 and encodes 170 amino acids. The transcript is spliced from 6 exons. The record is from RefSeq and is a predicted model, not a curated record.
UCACAUCAUUAUAGAGAAAAAUCAUGUUAAAGCAGGUCACCCUCUGCUCCAAAUGGUGUCCUUAAUUCUAUUAUGGUUUAAUGAAAAUAUCAUUAAGUAUAAGUGAAUAGAUGCUGUAUUCGCACUUUGGGAGUCGCUGAUAUUCUGGGUAAAAACAGGACUGGUGUUUGCUUCCUUUUUUAACUCAAUUCUGUUUAAUUAAGCCGAAAGAUCUAUCGCUUGGGCAUAUUUACUACUUGAUGUUUGGUGUAUAAAUGUAGGUCAGCCUUGAAGUAACAGAUAAACAUAUAAAGUAUCUCGAGGCCUUCAUGUAAUAAGUCAUCCUACUUGUUCAUAACUACGUGACUUAACUGACUACCAUGACCCAAAUUCACUACAUAUUUAAUAACGUAACACAACUUGUUAUUCUAUAUGGAUUAGAGACCUAUAUGAAAUAGGUAGUUUAUUCAGUUUCAGCCAUGAAUUACAUUUUGUUGGCGACCUGUCUAGCUGUGUUUAGUGGGCACGUGGCCGGAGCUUACGAGGUGUGCAACAAUAAGACAGUUGAUCCGGCAUGGUAUAAGUGUGACAAAACCUAUUUCGUAACAGAGAUAAAGGAUGAGGCUUCAAUGAAAAAAAUGUGCCAAAAUGUUGAAUGCCUGGUGAAAUGCAAAAAGGAUGCAGUGGGUGACUGUGACAAGCGCGAGGAAUUUCGCGAACACCUGCUAAUUUACGAUCCGGAGAAGUGGAAGGUCUAUUUAAGAUUUACCUGCUCAAAUCUUGAGUCGGUAAUGCAGCAGUUUGAUGGAGGCUGUGAAGAGAGCAAUGUCUGUGGUGCUGAAAGCAUUGGGAAGAAUUUCAAUCCUGUGGAAAGAAAACAAACAAGCUUUUUGCAGGGGAGUACCUCAGGGACAUGUACAACUGUGCUUUCACUUCAAGCUAUUAGUUCCGUCAUAUUUUAUUGGAUGUUCCUCCAGUUCAGAAGCAUAUAGUAGAAUAUAUAUACAAUGCCUUAAAUUUCGAUGCCAUAAAUUUGAAGGCAAUAUGGGUCAUUGCGAUGUAAGUCAUUAUGGAGUUAUAAUACGAGAUAAAUAUAUUGAUUUGAAUAAUUAGCAUGGCUCCAAUAUAUAAGGGAAAAGCCACGAAUAAUAUAUCAGAGACUCUCUGAAAAAAGAUCGGCAACGUUUUGGAAUUAGGGACUUUAGCUCAAAACAUUUUGUGGAAACUAUGCCUAUAAACAAAUUACCUCUAAACAAUAUGAUAUACAGUCGAAACUCGGUAUCUCAAACUCGCUUACCUCAAAUUUCCGCUUAAGUCGAACAAAUUUUCAAGUCCCGUCAAAUUCCCUUCUUUAUUUAUGUCAUUCAACUCCGGUUACGUCAAAAUUUGACUUAUUGAGACUAAGGGUGUCUCGAAAGGGAUAUUUAGUCCCGUCAAUAAAAUUCAAAAUUCUUGUAAACUCGGUAAGUCGAAAUGAGAAAAUAUGCGAUAAAAUUUCACACAUCUCAUUGUGAAUGUGGCUGGUUUUUAACACAUGUCUAUGUUAAUUGCCUAACCAGAAAGUCGUGAUGCUGACAUAUCAAAGAUGCGGCGAUUAUCAAAGUGAGAUAAUGUUAUACUUAUUUGCACGUGCCAUAAUGAUAAUUGUUCGAAGUAAACAUUAGAUUUCUUUAAUUAGCGGUCAUUUGGUUUUGAGACGUUAUGAAAUUUGCAUUUAAUUUAAACUAAUUAAUUAAUUAGUUUGUACAGUCAGGAUCUUAAAUAAAGAUUAAUAAGAUGUAAUUGCGAUGAGACUAUAUAAAAACUUAACUUUUUGGAGGAAAGCAUCAUUCGUUCAAAAUGUCAGAUCGAAAUGCUGUCAAUCUUCCGGGAGAGAAACGUUGUACGAAAAGGAAACUUGACUUGAGUUUUGUAUCAUUUUAUUCUUCGAAAAACUGAAAAUUUUGAUACACACAAACUGAACGGAAUAGUGUGCGCGUAAAGAACGAACCGACAGCGUAUUUUUUAUUAAAUCUCUUAGCAACUUAAGCAAUUUAUUUUUACAUCAUUUCGUCCAUGUAUGUUCCUCCUCACAACUCGAAUUUCGGUUAUCUCGAAAUAAAAAGCACGGUCCCUUGAAAUUCGAGAUACCGAAUUUCGACUGUAUAUGAUUUUAAUGGUCAUGGAAUUUUCAUUUUUGUUUUCUUUAAAACAAUGGCUAAUUGUAUGAUGUAUCCAAUAACAGAUAUUGUGAUAAAGUCCGUAAGGUAUAUAAUAGCAGAUAUUUGGAUAAAAGCGGGUGAGGUGUGUGUACCGCUGUAUAUAAUAGCAGAUAUUUGGAUAAAGCGCGUGAGAUAUAUGUACCGCUUUAUACAAUAGCAGAUAUUUGAACAAAGCGAGUGAGGUGUAUGUACCGCUGUAUACAAUAGCAGAUAUUUGAACAAAGCGAGUGAGGUGUAUGUACCGCUGUAUACAAUAGCAGAUAUUUGAACAAAGCGAGUGAGGUGUAUGUACCGCUGUAUACAAUAGCAGAUAUUUGGACAAAGCGAGUGAGGUGUAAGCACUGAAUAUUUCGCCUACAUUUUGCUAAAAGUAAAUUGUAUUCUAACUCAUGAGUUUCCCUUCAAUACACAGGUAUAUCAAAACAUAACUGAAUUUAGUGACUAAUACAAUACAAAAUCUUAUCAAAAUAGCUAACCUGCAAUUGAAAUAUUUGCCUUUGGGUCAAAAAUAUUAUUUGUUUAACUCCUAUCAACCUAGCUGACAUUUUUCUUGUGAUUUGGACUGUACGGAACAAAGAGCAUUUCUGACGGCGCAAAUAUAAAGUUUAUAUUACAUCGUUAUUGAGGUCACGCUAUUUGUCAAAAUAAUAACUGUCUGUUACGCUCAUUUGCUUAGGAUACAUAUAUUUCAAAUUAAAAAAUAAUAUAUACAUCUAUGUUUCUUGCAUAGCGAACGCGAGUUUCCGAUGUUAUCAUCGGUGCUGGAAAACUCCAUUUUUCACCCCGGGGUGUAAGAUGACUAGCAUACUGUAAAUGACGUAUAACUUUUUUACUUAAAACCGGAUAAAAAUUAAAUACCUUGAUAGAACUUCUUUUGUAGGUAUACUGACGUCAUUUUAUGUAUUACUAAAAGGCAUAACAUUAUGCUGCAUAUGAUAAAACAAGAUUGAAUCGUACGUUGUUGUUUGCCUUUUAAACCUCAUGAUGUCUUCCCUGUAAAAAUGCCCGCGCUUUUUAGAUGCGCUAUUAAACGAAGAUAAUGUUUUAAUACUACUUAUUAAAUGGCAGUGCCUAUGUUUCAUUUUGUGCCAUUUUUAUUCUGCAUUAACCACAAAUAACAGAGAUAUGACGGGUCAUCAUCUGUAUGGUUGUCAUCUCCAAAAAUGAAAGAUUGUCAUGGAAACAUUUAUAACUUAUUGUUCAAAGGUGUUUUUCAAGGGAAACUUUUUUUUUAUUUUCACACAGUUGGUUCUGCUAAACUAUUUGGAACAUAUGAAAAAUUGUCUAGGUUUGGGAGACUUCACUGGUACCCGAGCUAUAAAUACCUUUGGAAAUUAUCGAUUCUGGAAUUACUGGGAUUACUGUUUGCUCGGUCCUUCAGCAGAGCCUCGUUACCACCGUAACAAUUGAGACAAAUGAAUACAAUAAUAAAACUAUAAAAGUAAUAAACGGACACAAACACAGCAGAGUAACGCCUUGGAAGUUUUCAACUUUGUUUCUUAAUUAUGAGAUAUUUAUAUAAGUCAUGUAUCACAAUCUUUUCUUUUGAUGUCUGUACGUAUUUAUAUGUUAGUCGGCACACAGACGUUUUGAACACCACCCUAUAUAUUACUGAUUUUUCACACCGCCCUUUAUCAUAUUUUUGCACACCACCCUAUAUCAUAAUUAUCAUCUUAUAGCACAUUUAUUGCAUACCUCCCUAUAUAAAUAUUUUUUGCAGACAAGUCUAUCACCUUAAUAUAACAUUGUCAAAUAAUAGCAUUUUCUUUCUUUGCAGUUUACAAUAUUGAUAAUGAUGUAUUAUUCUAUAGCUAUUGUAAUAUGUGGGGCUGUUAUACACUAUAAUGUGACAGAGUUUAUACAGAAACUGUUGUCAGAUUGGAAAAUUAUAUAAUGAUACCUUUAGAGACGAAAAACAAACUGUUUUCAUGAUGGUAACUAUAAAUGAUUUUCAUGAAGUAUUUUGUUCUUAUAACUACGUAUUAAUAGGGGCGUAUGAAUUCAUGUUUCAUUAUGGACUGUUCUUGGUACAUGAAGUUGCGUGCAAAUGCAUCAGAUUUUGUUUCUAUACGUUUGUACAGGUAUAAUCUACAAUUAACAAUAACUCAGAAAGGACAUUAAAUUAUCCAACUGUCGUCUACCAAAGGCUUUCUUAAGAGGGCAUCUCUUUCUACUGCGAAUGCUUGUUUGUGUCAACCUUUUUAAUGCUCACAAAGCAUUAACCAACCUAUAUUAUUUAUCUAUUAAAUGACAAGCCGGACAUCAAAAUACCAUAUUAAAUUGAUGGUUUCAAGGCAGCAAUAAAU